Messenger RNA from Arabis nemorensis, 909 nucleotides. Lineage: Eukaryota; Viridiplantae; Streptophyta; Magnoliopsida; Brassicales; Brassicaceae. The record is from the annotation of a GenBank genome assembly.
AUGGCGCUCUCCACCGUAGAACAACUACACACAUUCUAUGCCCGAGAAAGAAAGAUUUUCUCUAAAUUGGUCCUAAAUUUCUCAAAACCCGCAGCUGAAUCACUUCUUAUCGUGGCUACAUGGCUUUGGCUUGAAGACUUUGGCUACGAAAACAUCUUCUCAAUCAUCAUGGCAUUCACCGAUCCACUCAUUUUGGCUCUUGCCAACGAGGCUAUCUCGUGUUACCAGUGCCUUGAUUUCGACGAACUUCCAAAAAAAUUCGAAGAAAUCCCUCUCACCGCCGAAAUCAUGAGGAAAGACAUAUCACUUCUCAUAAUCUACAAAUAUCGAUAUACUGCCAUAACAGGAAUCAAAAACUUCUUAACCACUAUUUGUUCUAGAAUUUUUUCUGACAUUCUUCAACAAAUUCUUCCGUGUUCUUCGCCAUACACCUUUGUUACCAGAUUUCGUUGCCCUCUCAUCAUCCCUGGCUUCCCGCAUCCAACCUUUGGAAGUAUCAACGUGAUGCCUGAUGUUGUUGGUGGGGAUAAUCUCUCCAACAACAACUUAUUCCUCAUCCCUAGUGGGAUAUGGGGAUGGAACGCUAACUGCAUCGCUAGCGAAGAAGACAGGACCAUGUUUAUAACAUUUUCUCGUGGGUUUCCAGUGUCGAAAGAUGAGGUGAAUGAACUCUUCACUAGUAAGUUUGGAGAAAACUGUGUUGAAUGUGUUUACAUGUCGGAGGGCAAUGAAAACGUCUCCUACACAUACACAAAUAGCAAUGGCCAGCAAAAACUCUUCGCGAGAUUGGUUUUGGACUCGGUCACUACCGUGGAUCGCAUACUGGAAGGGACUAAUUUAUCAAAAUUUCAUAUCAACUUGAAGCAUAUUUGGGCUCGUAAGUUCUUGAAGAGGAACCCACCUACUUAA